AUGGCCAAUAAACGAUCAGCACAACAAAUCAUUGCUCAAGAAUUUGAUAAGCUUGACACUGAUGGUGAUGGGAUGAUACCACUGAACGAGAUUCAUCAUUUGUUAAACGAUAACUUUAACAGAAAACAAAUUGAAUUAACUGGGAGACAAAUUCAUCUACUUCUAAAGGAAGCUGACAGAAACCGCGAUAAUGUCCUUGAUUUCAAUGAAUUCUCACAACUGGUAACAUCAGCAGAUACACAGGAGAAAAAAUUGAAAGUAUUGAUGUAUUCGGUGGCUGAUACAAUAAUCGCCAAGACCGAUCGACCGGCGGUGCAUACAUAUAUUGAUGAAUAUAAUUGUCUACCUCCACCAAUAUUUGUUUUAAGUAUCUCCUUAUUACAGGUAGCUACUUUUGUAUAUUAUAUGUAUGGACGAUCAGAUAAUCCGUUUACUUAUUGUGCUGGUUGUUGGAUUGAUGGAACGAUUGGGCCAUUCUUAUUUGCACCAUCUCUCCGUUAUCAGGCUUGGCGAUUCUUCAGCUACCAAUUUGUGCAUCAGGGAAUUCUCCAUCUAGUACCCAAUGUUAUUUUUCAAAUAGUGAUUGGCAUACCAUUGGAACUAGUCCAUAAAAUGUGGCGUAUAGCAACUAUCUAUCUAAUGGCCGUUUGCCUAGGGGCAUUGCUGCAGUAUGCACUUGAUCCAUCUGUAUAUUUGAUUGGUUGUUCUGCUGGUGUUUAUGCCUUAAUGGGUGCUCAUCUUUCAAAUCUUAUAGUUAAUUGGGCUGAAAUGCCGUUUCGGUUGGUUAGACUAUUUAUCAUUUCUGCAUACAUUUUUACCGAUGCAGCAUCGACUGUUUAUCGUCGUUUUCAAGUGGACGAGUGUGAUCGUGUAUCGUAUACUGCUCAUAUUGCAGGCAUUGUUACUGGUUUACUUAUGGGUGUUGUUAUUUUACAUAAUCUUAAAGUCCUUUAUUGGGAGCGAAUACUUAUGAUCGUGUCACUUGUAUUGUUUGGUAUUAUCUUUUUGUUCUUAACGGCAAUGGUUGUUUUUGUAAAUCCGUUCUCGAAAUCAGUUUGGGACACAGUACAUUGCAAAAAUGAACCACAUUUACUGGACACUAAUGACUUUUAUACAGAUUUUAGAGAUUACUGA
Molecule: messenger RNA, 1134 nt
Organism: Acanthocheilonema viteae
Lineage: Eukaryota; Metazoa; Nematoda; Chromadorea; Rhabditida; Onchocercidae
Source: the annotation of a GenBank genome assembly